UACCAGCUUCAUAAUCAUUGGAUCUUGGAGUGAAAACAUACUGGAACAUUUUCUGAGAAAUAACCAGAUUACAACAAAAGAUGGCGCGGAGAUCACCUGGUAUCAUGCAGCUAACCACAAGGCUCAGAUGAAUGAGGCACUGAAAAAUGUUCUCUCGCAGAUGUUCGAAGAUCGGAUUUAUAAAGAAAUUCAUAAAGAAAGGCAGUAAUAGUGAAAACUAAAAGAAAAAAAAGAGGUAUUCGACUUACGUCAGAACUGAGUUACAACGGAGUGAUCGGUACUGGGAAGAAAUUCAACAGCCAAGCCAGACCUAGAAGUAUAUUUACUUAACUUCUCAGCACCUGUGUGCUCUACUCUACAAAGCACCGCUCACAUGAUAGAGGCUGAUAUCCUUCUUCCUGAUGACGAAUCAGAACAUGGCCAACCAGUCAUGGCCCAUCCUCCUGAAACAAGCAGUGAUAAUACUCUACAGGAGUGGCUGGCUGAAGUUGUGAAAAGCAAUAAAGGCAUCAAGCUGGAUUUCAAGAGUCUGGCAGCUGUAGAACCAUCCAUGACGCUCUUGGAAAAUGUGAAGAGGCAUCUGAUGCGUCCUGUGUGGAUUAACGCUGAUAUUCUUCCUGGUCCAAACGGAAGUGGCAAAGUAGUGGAUGCAAAACUAUUUAUAGACACUGUGACAUCCUUCUUUCCAGAUGUGACAUUUUCCCUGGGUUGGACAACAGGAUGGCAUCCUCAGAAAGUCAAUGAAGGUUACAGUUGGCCAAUGGUGGAGGAGAUGGAAUACAUAUGUCAUGAACUAAGUCAGCCCGUGACAUUUCCUGUCAGAGCAGCAUUAGUCAGACAGUCUUGUUCUCAGUUACUUUGGCUGUUAAAGAAAUCAGACAGGUACAGCCUGACCGUUUGGACUGGAAAAGAUGAUAACUAUUCCGUUGAAGAUUUGCUUUGCAUUAGAGACCAUUUUGACAAAAGCCAAGUUUUCUAUGACAUCUUGGAACCACAAAACUAUGAAUUUAAACAAGCUGUUGGAAUCAAAGUUAAUCUCUAAGAAGAAGGUUCUUAUAAAUUAUUUUACGUUUUGAUUUCAUAAGCUUUUUUUGCUUUGGUCUGAAUCAAUUACCAUAUAAAUUACGAUUGUUGAUUUAAGCUCCAAUUCAGCCAAUCAAAAAACACUUAUGAGUGCUCACUCUAUUAGGAAUAUGUCCUUAUAACAUUACACUUACCUAAAUGAAUUGCAAAGAAGAGAUUUCAGUCUAAUACAUAAUUAAUUAUUAAUCUAGUAGUUAAUAAAUUAAUAUAAUAAGCCAGGAAAAGUCUAACAAUAAUCUGGGAAAAGGCGCUCUGAAACCUUUAUAAAAAGUAAGUUUGAUUUACUGAAAAUGAUUGAAAGAAUCCAUGUGUCAUAGUAACUCAUGUAUGAAUACUUUUGCUGGCAUUUAUAUUACAGAGGUGCCACAAAAAUGUGGCAUAUGCUUUCCUUUUUUCUAGAGAACUGGUUAUUUCAAAAGAGUAAGAGGGCUUAAAAAUACUUUAAAACUUUCACAGGGGUGAGCAGCUUUUGCAUACAAAGAUCAAAUCCAUUUAUUGAAAACAGUAUAGAUUAAAUCGGAUGGAUCUAGAACUUCCAUGUUAUUGGGAAGCAUACUGGCAGCAAUAUAUGUUUUUGUAUCCUUUGUUUCUAUUAUAGUAUCUUUUUUAUAGUGAGCAAAAUACUCCCUGGAGAGCAGAGUUUUAAUCCUUGUAAUGUAUAAUUUGUUUUCCAAGUGUCUCACAACAUCACCAUAAUCCAGACUGGUGUUCUACUGGAAUCUCAUGAGCUACCCCUCAUGACUUCAUCUCUCACUCUCUACUCAGAGGUACCCUGAGUAUUUCUGUUAAACAAAACUUUCUUAAACACGUCUUUAUGCCAAGUCAGAAACCUCUAGGGGGCUUCUUCUUUUAUUGAAUUUUCCUCUUUCAAGAUCCUUUAUAAUGCAUUUCCACCCUAAGAGUCAACUUGAUGUCCUCCAACACAGCCCCCCAUUUCAAGAGUGCCGAUAAUAUCAAUGAUUUAUAGAUCUAACUUCAACAGUUAAUUUUACCUAUUUAAUUGUUCACUAAUGGUGCCAUGCAUGGUAUAUCUCCUCAGCUAAAUUAAAGUAUCUAAAAUAUUUUCUUAAGUACUCUUUUCAGGGCCUGGCAUAGUCCUGAGCAAGGCAUUCAGAAAAAACAUAUUGCUUCUUUGAUUUACUGAAAAUGUAAUUUACCAAUGAAUGUCCUAAGACAUGUAAUUUGUCUUUUGCUAAUCAUCCAUUUUUCUCCAAGAAUGAAGUGUUUCUAUGUAGAGAAAAGAGCUUGGGUCUUGAGGUCAGACAGACUUGGCUUUACAGCCCCACCUUUGUUCCUUACGAGUUCCGGAUUUUGGGAAAUAUUUAACCUCACUGAGUCUUGGUUUCCUCACCUAUAAAAUGGGGGGAAAAUAAGAAUUCCCUUAGGCUUGUUAUGAGGAUCAAGCGAGAUUCAUGUAAUAGAGGCAUCUAGUCAGUGCCCAGCAUGUACUGUGUCCUCGACAGAUAGUUAGUUCCCUUUCUUUUGUACUUACCAUGUCCAUGUAUAUUGAUAGGUAGACAGACAGGUAGGUAGAUAGACAAAGAGACAAUUAAGGGAUAUAAGAUGAAACAUUCAUAUAUAAAUACUUGAAGACAAUGACAGUAUUUCUGUUUUAAAUUUUAGCUUCAGCUGAAUGCAGUGUCAAAUAAUACCUAAAACUUUACUUUCUAUAGUUGUUUGCCAAAGACAAAAAGUGCAAUUUCAUAAUUAUAAGAACACAAUUUUAACAAAGGAUAACUUAAAAAAUACAGUAAAAAAUGUUUAAUUUAUGAAUUUUCUACAAUGACCAUGCAUUACUUUUGUAAAUAGACUUGAAU
This is a messenger RNA of Loxodonta africana (African savanna elephant), 2900 nucleotides long. RefSeq names its product family with sequence similarity 151 member B (gene FAM151B). NCBI's taxonomy places the organism in Eukaryota, Metazoa, Chordata, Mammalia, Proboscidea, Elephantidae. Bases 374 to 1042 code for a protein of 222 amino acids. The transcript has 8 exons. The record is from RefSeq and is a predicted model, not a curated record.